Molecule: messenger RNA, 380 nt
Organism: Oppiella nova
Lineage: Eukaryota; Metazoa; Arthropoda; Arachnida; Sarcoptiformes; Oppiidae
Source: the annotation of a GenBank genome assembly
AAUGAAAUUACUUUUAGGAGAAAGGAAUUGAAGUGUGGGUUAAACCGGUCACACCAAUCAUUAAUACCGUCCAUACCUAUGCUAUUGUUUAUUUAAAUCGCAAUGAUUUGGGAACACCGCAUAUUGUAUCGUUGAAACUGUCAUCACUGAUACCAAACCUAUCACCGGAUCCACUGUAUUAUGUGACCGAUUUGUACGAUAAUUCAAAACUGAUCGCCAAAUUGUCUAAUAAUGACAACUUGACUCUCAAAGUCAAUACUUCCGGAAGUGUCCGAAUGAAUUUCUUUAUAUUCUCUUCCGAUUUGUCGCAAAUCAUUGGACAUAAGCAGAGGGGCCGACCAAAUGGCCCACAAAGCCAUCUGUGCUCUGCUUUGCUCUAA